This is a messenger RNA of Suillus subalutaceus, 1515 nucleotides long. RefSeq lists its product as uncharacterized. The record is from RefSeq and is a predicted model, not a curated record. The coding region runs from base 1 to 1515 and encodes 504 amino acids. The transcript is spliced from 6 exons. NCBI's taxonomy places the organism in Eukaryota, Fungi, Basidiomycota, Agaricomycetes, Boletales, Suillaceae.
AUGGGUCGUAACCCGAAGACAUUCAAAAGCGCAGAGUUCAUCGACGACUCUGAUAGCUCGGAUGACGAUGGCAGCGUCCUUGACAUCUCGUCGACAUCUUCCGAUUCCGAUAGCUCAGGGUCAUCGACAGCAUUUGUAUCCGACGCAAGCAUUUUCAAUUUCGAUACUCGAGACAGUAUAGAUCGUGAACUAGAUGCCAUGGCUGCUCCGCCUCCAGCUGUAGAGCCUAUUCCAGUUGCAGAGCCUCUUCAAGCACCUAAAGUCAAGUCAAAAAAGAAAAAAUCUAAGCAACCUCGACCUGCAACUCCCCCUCCCAAUGAGCCAGAGGUUAUACCUGCUCAAGUGGCUCCACUGCGUAUCGAGGCAACAUACAGCAUCACAAUUCUGCCACACAGUGAGCUCAAGAAAAGUGACAUCAAGAAACGUGUCGGCACAGCAACCAUUCUCAGCCUUUAUCUUGAUGAGCCUUUUGACACAUUCAAAGCACAAGUUCUUCGAAAGAUCGAAAAAGAGACCAAUCCAACCAUUUUGUCCUUCGAAAACUACAAGACUUUCUUUACCAUUGUUCACAUCGCUCCGCAGCCAACCUCACUCGCAGAUGAAGAUGAUUAUCAAGAGCUCAUCAAACGUCUGCAGCGAACGAGCACACCUGCUGCCACUAUUUAUAUCCAAGAGCUUUUGGCCGUGAAAAAGCGCAAGGACCGGCCAUCAGACAAGGAGAACAGUAGAGAAACAAAUGAGGAUAACAAUCAUAGCAGCUCAGAAUCGAGUGACGACGGUAAGAAGAGGAGCAAGAAGAAGAAGAAAACAAAGGCACCAAAGGCUGCUGACAUAGACGAAGAGAUGAAACCAAUCAACAAGAACAUCAAGGCAUUAUCAGAUCGGUGGGUUUGCCACAAAAAGCCAGGCUGCUCGAGCGACUACUACUGCUACCUAAACCCUGGCGACAAUGGAUCUCAUGUCCGUCUGACAUUUCCCCUUCUCGAAUGCUGGGCAGCUGCAAUGGAAAAAGGGCCAGAGUAUGCCACUCUUGAGAUGCCUCCUAACCAUUCUUCCUUCAGCAUGAUUUCUUCCGACUCUCUUGGGCAGCCCUCACUUCUUUCCGUCCGCUGCCAACAGCUCGACGAACAAUCCAAGAAAGCCACUCAGGCUGAGGCUGUACCUGUCGCACCCCGCACCAGCACAAGCUAUGCCCCAUCUGGCUCACAACCUGUCCAUCAUGCACUAGCCCCUGCCUUGCUUCCACCUGCUGUAUUACCACCUGCUGUUCCAGCCUCUCUCAGCUCUUUGCUCUCGUCGACGCAACUUGCUUCCCUUGGACCGAGAAUGAACCUAAUGGACUUUUGCUCUGCUUACAAACUUUCACAAAUUCUUCAGUCAAAACUUUCCGAUCAUGGUUUCACGUCAUCACAUGCCCUUCGUUAUGUCACCGUUGAUGAUUUGCAAAAGGUGGGCUUGCUUUGUGGAGAGCUUGCUGAGCUCAAGGAUGCAGUUGCCUGUUGGUGUGGUGAAUAG